AACAAACCUGUUAUGGCUUUUGGACUCAUAACAAUUACCCUGUGUGUGGCCUACAUUGGUUAUUUACAUGCAACACAGGAGAAUAAAAAGGACCUCUAUGAAGCUGUUGACAGUGAAGGAGCCAGGUAUAUGAGGAGGAAGACUUCCAAGUGGGAUUAAAGAAGCUGCUUAAUAACAGAGAAGGAAAGAGGAGUAAUUGGCAAUGUAGGCAUCUGAAUUGUUAAUGUUAAAUUAGGUGUCUGCUAACCUUUCUAUGCAAUUCCUGGAAUGAUGUUUGUAAAAUUUAAUCCAAUUUCUAUUCCAUUUUACAAUGCCAUGCCUGUACUUAUAAACUUUACAGAAGACAUACAAAGUAAUAAAGUGUUAAGAACAGU
Trachemys scripta elegans is the source of this 374-nucleotide messenger RNA. RefSeq names its product small integral membrane protein 8 (gene SMIM8). Lineage: Eukaryota; Metazoa; Chordata; Testudines; Emydidae. The record is from RefSeq and is a predicted model, not a curated record.